Parasteatoda tepidariorum (common house spider) is the source of this 746-nucleotide messenger RNA. RefSeq lists its product as uncharacterized. NCBI's taxonomy places the organism in Eukaryota, Metazoa, Arthropoda, Arachnida, Araneae, Theridiidae. The record is from RefSeq and is a predicted model, not a curated record. Gene Ontology annotation, cellular component: nucleus; cytoplasm. Gene Ontology annotation, molecular function: microtubule binding. Gene Ontology annotation, biological process: positive regulation of transcription by RNA polymerase II.
AACCAUGACGACCAAGUUUUAUUUAUACUGAUCUCCAGCAGGAAUACUAGAUACUUAAUUUUAUAUCAUUAUUCCUUGAUUUUUCUGGCUUAAGUUUCGUCACAAAAUUUAUUAGCAUAAAAGAAUGAAGUUUCAGUAAGAUUAAUAUUGUGAAUGCAAAAGAAUUUUAACCAAACAAAACAUGACUUAUAAAUUAUCUUCAGAUAAUGUGGCAUAUCAAUUACGACGAGGCCAAAAAGAUUUAUUAGGGCCACCGAUUUCAAGCAAGAAGGAUUGUUUCAAUAAAGAAAUUUUGAUAACAACUCAUCGUGCUGAUUUUAAGGCACCACCCAAGCUUCCACCUCCAGAAGUUGGAAAGAAACGCCAACUAAUGGAACGAUAUCUGUUCGAAAAGAUCAGUCGAGAUAUAGCUCAGCAGGAGUUCCGUCCAGCAUCUCCACCCAAUUACCUUUCCACCACCCACGAGCAUUUUGAUGUACCUGGAUUUGAUCCUGAUGCUGGCCUCAGACCUACUUUUGAAUAUUCAUUGUAUCUUGAUCCGACUAUAACUUAUUGGUCUGAAAACAAACGAAACAUUCACGGAGUAACAGUAUCGAACAAUCCAACACCGAAUUUCAACUAUUCUUCAAGAUUCAGUAAGCCAGUAGGAGAACGCUGGGUGAAUGCAUUAACACAUGACGUUAAUUCAGGUUACGAUCCUUAAAUACAAGUAUUAAAAAAAGAAAAAAAUUUCGGUUUGUUUUGAG